Messenger RNA from Exophiala xenobiotica, 1680 nucleotides. RefSeq lists its product as uncharacterized. Lineage: Eukaryota; Fungi; Ascomycota; Eurotiomycetes; Chaetothyriales; Herpotrichiellaceae. The record is from RefSeq and is a predicted model, not a curated record. Gene Ontology annotation, cellular component: plasma membrane. The transcript has a single exon. Gene Ontology annotation, biological process: transmembrane transport; nucleobase transport. Bases 1 to 1680 code for a protein of 559 amino acids. Gene Ontology annotation, molecular function: nucleobase transmembrane transporter activity.
AUGGACUUCAAGCAUAUCUGGCAAGAAUAUGUCGUCCUCAAACCUCAUGCAGGGUCCUUCGCCAUCGACGACCCAGAUGCUGCCGCCUACACCAAUGAAGACAUGGAUCCCAUCAAGCGCAAAGACCGCACAUACGAAUGGUACCAGAUGGGACUGUUCUGGAUCGCCGAGGGAUUCAACGCCGCUCAGCUACAAGUCUCCAGCUCGGCAUUCUCUCUCGGCCUCAAUCCAGGACUGUGCGUGGUCGCCUGCUUGCUCGGCAACAUCAUCGUCUCCAUCCCAUGCGCCGCUUCAGGCUACUUGGGAAGCAAGCUGGGCACCAACUUUCCCGGCACCGUGCGAGCCUCGUUCGGGCUCUGGGGAUCCAAGUGGGCGAUGAUUGUCCGCGCAGUCCCCUGCUUGAUCUACUAUGGCAUUCAGACCAGCCUCGCCGGCCAAGCCGUACAGGCGUGCGUCACGGCCAUGUGGCCAUCCUUCCAGCACUGGCAAGUCGAUGCGUUUCCAGCGUCCGCAAACAUCACGGCCCAACAGCUUCUGUGUUUCGUCAUCUUCUGGCUUCUGUCACUGCCAUUUCUGUACCUGCCCAUCAAAACCCUGCGUUUCCUCUUCGUCGUCAAGAGCAUCAUGGUCCCGCUGUACUGGACCGCGCUGUUCACCUGGUCCAUCACCGCAGCUGGAGGAUGGCCCGCGCAUAUCUGGAAGAAACCGAGCCUCCCUACGAACGGCAUGUCGGUUGGGUAUUUGUUCGGCAUCUGCGUCAACGCCGCCAUCUCCGGCAACGCGACGUUCGCGGUCAACAUCAUGGAUAUUUCUCGCCACUCGAAAAGCGACCGGGCCGCCUGGAUGACCCAGCUCUUCGCGCUCCCCGUGUUCGUCACACUCACCGAGCUCCUAGGCUGCACGAUGGCUGUGGCGAGUUCCGUCGUCUACGGCGGGAUCCAAUGGAACCCGCUGGUGACGAUCAACAACUUCGAAGCCCGAGGCGGCAAGUUCUUCGCGGGAGCACUCUUUGUGUUUUUCAACAUCAUGACCAACGUCACGGGCAAUUCGAUCCCUUUCGCCAACGACCUCACCGGCCUGUUCCCCAAGUACAUCAACAUCCGCCGUGGACAGUUCAUCUGUGCGGUGAUUGGGUUCGCCAUUUGUCCCUGGGAGAUCGAGGCCAAAGCCACGACUUUCCUGGCCUUCAUGGGCGCAUAUACUUUAUUUCUGGGUGCCACGACGGGCGUCAUGAUGACCGAUUACUUCUGGGUCCGACGCGGCUACGGCAUCAACAUCUCGCAUCUGUUCAAGCCGCGCGUCAGCGGCAUUUAUUGGUACACUCACGGCUUCAAUUGGCGGGCUUUCGUCUCUUGGUUCGUCGCGCUGGCGCCCUUGUUGCCCGGCAUGGUACAGACUAUGGGCGUCAAGAUCACGAAUAAGGGCAUACUCAAUUUGUACUCGUGGAAUUAUGUCCUCGUUGUCACUUUUUCCGCGCUGAUUUACGCCGGAUUGACCGCCAUCUCGCCGGUUCCUGUCAAGACAGACGACGAGGAUUUUGGAAAGCUGUACUUGAUCGAUGGACUGGAUACUGAGGGCAUUGCUGGUGCAGAAGCGAGGGAGGAGCAUGUCCACAACAAUGAAGACGGCAGUGGGAGAGGAAGUGAAAAGAAGGGGUUCGUGUUGGAUACUGUGGUAUGA